Messenger RNA from Cajanus cajan (pigeon pea), 1707 nucleotides. RefSeq names its product 7-deoxyloganetic acid glucosyltransferase. The record is from RefSeq and is a predicted model, not a curated record. Gene Ontology annotation, molecular function: quercetin 7-O-glucosyltransferase activity; quercetin 3-O-glucosyltransferase activity. NCBI's taxonomy places the organism in Eukaryota, Viridiplantae, Streptophyta, Magnoliopsida, Fabales, Fabaceae.
AGUGAGUGAAUGAAGUAAUAUAUCUUGUACAUUGCAUCCUUUUCCUUAAGAAAAAUUAUCGGCCACAGGUUGCAGGUUGUGGUGUCGCAUUAAGAAGAAAAAGAAGUCACAGUGAGAGAUGCAGGCGGAAGAAAAAGACGAAGAAGGUGGCACCCAUGUGCUCGUCUUCGCCGGUCCAGUGAAAGCCAACGUGAACUCCAUGCUCAAGCUGGCACAGCUUCUCGCUCUCCACCGUUUCCACGUCACCUUCCUCAACACCGACCACAUCCACCAGCGCCUCCGCCGCUUCGCCAACAUCGAAGCUCUCUCGCAAACCUACCCCACCCUCCAUUUCAAGACCAUCCCCGACGGCCUCCCUCACGACCACCCUCGUUCCGGCCACCACGCAUUAGCAGACCUCUAUGCUUCCAUGAACUCCCACGCAAAGCCUCUCCUCACAGACAUUCUGCUCUCUCCACAUCCAAACCCAACCGUCACCUGCCUCAUAGCUGACGGAUUCUUAGCAAGCCUCACCGCUGACGUGGCAGAUCAGCUUCGGAUACCACUCGUUCAUUUUCGCGCAAUCAGUGUUUCAUGCUUCUGGACUUUCUUUUGUGCUCCAAUCCUCUUUCAAUCCAAUCAACUUCCCAUCAAAGGAGAGGAAGACAUGGAUCGCAUCAUAACUACUAUCCCAGGUAUGGAAAACUUGCUCCGUUGUCGAGACCUUCCAAGUUUCUAUCGAGGAGUCCAAUCCGACACGGUGAAGCCUUUGAAAUCCUCGGUGUUCGAGUCGCAUCAAACGCUUCGAGCCCGCGCGCUGAUACUCAACACUUUCGAGGACCUAGAUGGUCCCGUGUUGUCCCAAAUACGUGACAAGAUUCCGCGAGUCUUCGCCAUCGGUCCUCUCCAUGCACAGUUGAACUGUAGAACGGAGUCCAACGCCAAAACGACGCCGUCCACGGCUUGUUUCUGGGAAGUGGACAGAACUUGCUUGACUUGGCUUGACUCACAGGCGUUGAAGUCAGUGAUAUAUGUGAGCUUCGGUAGCAUCACUACAAUGACUAGGGAGAGGCUGAUGGAGUUUUGGCACGGUUUGGUGAACAGUAAGAAGCGGUUCUUAUGGGUGAUGCGGCAUGACUUGGUGGCAGGAGAAGACAAUGAUUACCGGAUACCGGAAGAGCUUGAGGAAGGGACUAAGGAGAGGGGGUUCAUUGUGGGCUGGGCCCCGCAAGAGGAGGUUCUGGCCCAUAAGGCUAUUGGUGGGUUCUUGACUCACAGUGGGUGGAACUCGACCUUGGAGAGUUUGGUGGCUGGUGUGCCCAUGAUUUGUUGGCCUUACUUUGCGGAUCAGCAGGUUAACAGCAGGUUUGUGAGUGAGGUUUGGAAACUUGGGUUGGACAUGAAAGAUGUGUGUGAUAGACACGUUGUGGAGAACAUGGUUAAUGAUCUUAUGGAUCAUAGGAAGGAGGAGUUUCAGAGAUCAGCUCAAGAAAUGGCUAUGUUGGCUCACAAGAGUCUGAUUCCAGGUGGUUCAUCUUAUCAUAGUCUCCAUCAGUUGAUUCGCUACAUAAAGUCAAUUAGCCAGGAAAAUAAUUAAUACCACCAUUAAGAUGUGGGUUAUUAAUUUACUGUUUCACCCCAUGCUUUUUAUUCUUUUAAAACUCACCAUAAUUGAUUUACUUUUAAAAGACUUGUCGUAAUUGAUUACACCAACGUUUGCGGAUUGUC